GGAGGAUGGAUCACUCUCCCCUUCAUAGCUGGGAGCAUGCUGGGGCUGGGGCUGGCCGUCAACGGGACGACCAGCAACCUGCUGGUGUACCUGCUCAAGGAGUACAACGUGGAGAGCAUCGACGCCGCGCAGAUCGCCAACAUCGCUCGCGGCUCCCUCAACCUCGUGCCGGUCGCCGGCGCCGUCCUCGCCGACUCCUACCUCGGCUCCUUCCCCGUCAUCCUCGCUGGUGCCGUCAUCAACCUCCUGGUCCGACCCCUACCAACUUAAUUUGCUGCCCUCCCAAAACAACCCGUCUCCGAUCUGCCUCGCUAUGGACUUUUCACUUUUAUUAGUUGCCUUGUCUUUUUUUUCCCUGAUCGAAGUUGCGCUUUCGAGUUACUCCUGUAAAAAAAAAUAUAAGAUCGUUUAGAUCACUAAAGCAAUGAUGUAAACAAUCUUAUAUUUCUCUACAGAGAGAGUACAUGGAAACUGGAGAAGUGGGGCAACACAGUAUGUGACGGCAUUUUUUUUUUCUUUUGAGAAUCACGUGUGACGCUAACUACCAAAUUUAUAUUAGAUAAAAUGGAUUUCUUCUUUUGGGGGGUGGACAUAAAAUGGGUUUGAAGAAAUGCGUAAUGGAACCCUUUAUGUGAAAAGUUCAAAGUUCAAAUUCUUAGGCGUCGUUUGCUUUUUUAUUUUACCUUUUUUCACUCAUCUCCAAGUAUAUAUAUACCAGUAGCUUCAUGGGAGGUCCGCGUGGUGUAUCUCGAGCCCCAUUGUAGACUCCAACAUCCAAAACUAACUAAGUAGCUAGGAUCGAGAGCAGCUGGAGAUGGAUAGCUCCACUAACUCUAAACUCAAGCCGUUCGUCGACAAGGAAGAAGCCCAAGAGAAACCAGGCAGAGAGCGAGGAGGAUGGAUCACUCUCCCCUUCAUAGCUGGGAGCAUGCUGGGGCUGGGGCUGGCCGUCAACGGGACGACCAGCAACCUGCUGGUGUACCUGCUCAAGGAGUACAACGUGGAGAGCAUCGACGCCGCGCAGAUCGCCAACAUCGCUCGCGGCUCCCUCAACCUCGUGCCGGUCGCCGGCGCCGUCCUCGCCGACUCCUACCUCGGCUCCUUCCCCGUCAUCCUCGCUGGUGCCGUCAUCAACCUCCUGGCUUUCGUGUUGUUCACGCUCACCGCAGCAGUGCCGUCCCUGCGGCCGCCACACUGCACAUCGCCGUCCACCGUCGGGUGCCAGCACGGAUCCCCAGGGCAACUUGUCAUGUUGUAUGCCGCCAUAUUCCUUCUCGCCAUUGGCACCGGCGGCACACGUUUCAACAUCGCAACAAUGGGUGCAGACCAGUUCGUCAGCACCCGUGAGCAAGACACCUUCUUCAACUGGUACUUUGUCUUCCUCUAUGGCUCCUUCAUCGUUGGCGACACGGCCAUCGUCUACAUCCAGGACGGCGUGUCGUGGGCUGUGGGGUUCGGCGUCUGUCUCGCCGCGUCGACGUUUAGCCUGGCGAUGGUUCUUCUGGGCGCACGGUAUUACCGGAUGCCCGCAACAAAGGGCAGCCCCUACACAGACCUGGCUCGCGUCGUCGUGGCCGCCGUGCGCAAGGCUAACAUCCAAGUCGACACGAAUGGUGGUGUGCACUACAACGUAGGAGACGGUGUCGUCGUGGACUCGACCAGCGAUGGGGCACCAAGUAAAAGCUUAAGAUUUCUAAAUCGAGCCGCCAUGAUCACAAGUGCAAGCGACAAUUUCGGGGGUGCAUCAUGUCCUAACGCCUGGCGGUUGUGCACGGUGCAGCAGGUCGAAGACCUCAAAUCCCUCCUCGGUGUCUUCCCGUUGUGGUCGUCCGGCAUAAUGGUUAGUGUGUCGAUCGGAGUGAUGAUUGGCAUGAUCAUCCUACAGGCCCUCGUCAUGGACCGCUCGCUCGGACCACACUUCAACAUCCCUGCGGGGGCUAUCUCUGUCUGCUCCCUCGUCGCAUUCAUCGUGGCAACCCCGGUCCUGGACCGCGCCGUCUUCCCACUCUGGCACAGGAUCACCAGCACCCCGGCAUCCCCGCUGCAGCGCGUGGGACUCGGCCAUGUGGUGAAUGUUGUAGGCUUGGUUGCCGCCGCACUGGUGGAGCGCCGGAGGCUUGGUAGCAUGCGUGCGCACCCCGGUGUGCCCAUGUCCGUGUUGUGGCUCAUGCUCCCGCUGAGCAUCGUCGGGGCCGAAGAGGCCCUACACUUCCCUGGUAACAUGGCCUUCUACUACCUGGAGUUCCCCAAGACGCUACGGAGCCUGGCUACAGCUAUGGCACCACUGCUCAUCGCGAUGGGAUUCUACCUAAGCACGGUGUUCAUGGACGUGGUGAGGUGGGUCACGGUGUGGCUGCCGGGGAACAUAGACCAAGGGAGGCUAGACAAUGUUUAUUGGACACUGGCGGUGGCAGCGACACUCAAUUUUGGCUACUUCCUCGUCUGUGUCUGGCGAUACAAGUACCAUAACCGAGGGACGGGUGUGGCAAUGUAGACAAGGAUAUUAUGUGUGAUUUGUCCAUGAAUAAAAUAGCAAUAUGUGUUACCAAAAUUCUCAGUUUUCUCUUCUCAUUCAUACGUUACAAAAUGGGUGUAUUGGGUAGAGCAAGGAGGAACAAAAUGAUAAUGUACCAACUCCAUUUUGUAAAUA
Messenger RNA from Triticum aestivum (bread wheat), 2650 nucleotides. Its product is annotated as protein NRT1/ PTR FAMILY 2.3. The transcript has 5 exons. Gene Ontology annotation, biological process: transmembrane transport; oligopeptide transport. Gene Ontology annotation, molecular function: transmembrane transporter activity. NCBI's taxonomy places the organism in Eukaryota, Viridiplantae, Streptophyta, Magnoliopsida, Poales, Poaceae. Gene Ontology annotation, cellular component: membrane. The record is from RefSeq and is a predicted model, not a curated record. Bases 815 to 2494 code for a protein of 559 amino acids.